Syngnathus acus (greater pipefish) is the source of this 3115-nucleotide messenger RNA. Its product is annotated as macrophage mannose receptor 1-like. Lineage: Eukaryota; Metazoa; Chordata; Actinopteri; Syngnathiformes; Syngnathidae. The record is from RefSeq and is a predicted model, not a curated record. The transcript is spliced from 24 exons. Gene Ontology annotation, molecular function: signaling receptor activity; carbohydrate binding. The coding region runs from base 47 to 2716 and encodes 889 amino acids.
GUGUGCUCACGGGUGGCGCGGGCAUGGCACCAGCUGCUACAAGAAGAUGGCAGUCCCCAACGGUUGGCUCGGCGCCUGGCACCACUGCGUCUCUGAGGGCGGCAACCUGGUCUCGAUCACCUCCUCGGCCGAGGAAGACUUUGUGAAGGCCACCAUGGCCAAGUACAACCACUUCUGGCUGGGACUCUCCAACCAGAAAUGCGACAAGGUCUGGUGUCGCUUUGAAGGCGGGAGCCAGAAGCUGGCCUGGUCCGAUGGCGAGACAAUAAAGCACACCAACUGGGCCCCAAAUCAACUCGAAAGCGCCGACGUUGCGUCCUGCGCCUACGUCAACCAAGGGGGAAUAGGAGAGCCUGGGAAGUGGCGCUCUGGCUCCUGUCAUUCCUCGUUGGCCUACAUGUGCAAACGGCCGCAGAGCUGCCCAGAGGGACAGACGUGUUCCCCCAAACAUGGUCCUGCUGUAGUGAAGACUGCCUACUGCGACGACAACACCUUCCACUAUGACGAUUAUUGUUACCGUUACGAGAAGACGCAUGAAAAUUAUGACAAUGCUGAGAAGUUCUGUCAAGCCCGGGGAGGCCACCUGGCUAGCGUCCACUCUAAGCAAGAGGCCCAAUUUGUGUAUGAUCACUCGCAGACCCAACAAUCUGCUUUGGUGGGACUCAAGAAUACGACGGGCGACGACUACGAGUGGAGUGACGGAACAACCUUUGAGUACAAACAAUGGGAAAAAGGCACCUCGGGGGACUGUGCGUUCCCAAAUUCUGUUGGGGAGUUGAGUGGCUGUCAGUGCUCAACGGCGCGGCCAUUCUUCUGCAAAACAGCCAAGCACGGAGGGACUCGACGGCUGGCAUCAUCAGUCAGCCUAGUCAGCUGGACUGACAAAUGCGGCUGGUGGCUGGACAACCCCACCAACGACUUCUGCUACCAGAUGAUCAGCCAGCCCACCAAGACCUGGCAGAAGGCGCAAGACGACUGCAAACGCCUCGAAGGGGACCUGCUCAGCAUCACCGACACCGAUGAGCAGGCCUUCAUAAAGGGUAUCGCCAAGGUUCUGAUGGGUGAUGACGCCUCCCUGUGGUUGGGCGCCAACGGAGGCAUCGAGGGUGACGGCGGCAAGUGGGCUGACGGAUCCCCCUUCUCUUACCUCCACUCGAGUGCAGGUGACGCCGACGGGGGGAAAUGUCUUUCCUUGCUCACCGGCAGCAGUGACUGGGAGCGUGACAAGUGCGACAACAUGAAAGGCUACGUCUGCAAGAAAAGAGGAAAAGGAAAGACGGCAAAACCCCAGCUGCUACAUGACGGCUACAAGGAGAGCUUUUUCUGCCAAGACGAUUGGAAAGUCCUUAAAUGUUCCGAUGAAAGAGUCAUCCGCGUACAGUCGGCUUUCCAUGGACGGAGGCGUAGCAACGUCUGUCCGAGUGGCGGCGCCGGAUCACAGGAUCGCUGCAGGAUGAAAGGGGCUCUCUCUCACUUUAGAGCAUUGUGUGACAAAUAUCAGACUUGCCCCAUUCAACUUACGGGUAUGGACCACUGCCCUGGUGUCUCCAAAUACCUCCACAUCGUCUACAGCUGUGAGGAGAAAGUGUGUCUUGACAGUCUGGGCAUCGCUGACGGGAAAAUCCCAGACUCCUCCUUUUCAGACUCUUCCUCCGCGAUCAAUGGCAAACCUCACAAAGCGCGUCUGGGGGGCAGCGGUUGCUGGGAACCGUCCAAAAUGUUCGGCAGCUGGAUCCAGGUGAACCUCGGUCAGCGCUUCAAGGUGACGGGCAUUGUGACCCAGGGGUGUACAUACCAAUUGGAAAGUUCCAACAUAUUUGAGUUGGAGUUCAGUACUAACGGAGAGACUUGGUAUCGCCACCCAGAGCAGCUUGCUGUGGGGACGUACAUGCUAACCAGGUUCGUGUUCGCCCAGUACGUCCGCCUCCUGCCAAGGUUUUUUGGCCUUCGCUUUGACGUCUUAGGGUGCACGCCUGACGACGCCUCUCGCGACAUCUUAUGCAGCAGCACAGCCACCAGCCUCGGCGUGGACGGUUCAAUGACGGUCCGGUGCCCGCCGGGCUGCGCCCAAACCUACACGGUCUACGGAACACAGAUCUACAAACAAGAGUCAAACAUCUGCGCUGCUGCCAUUCACUCGGGCGUCAUUGAGAACGCGAUUGGAGGAAUUGUGUCUUUGCUGAAGAGAGACCCACAGAAGGCCUACAACGGCUCCGCCAGGAACGGGAUCACCUCGAGUGUUGGUGACGGUUUGGCUCAAUCUCCGUCUUACACUUUUGGAGACCAGGAGCCGAGAUGCUUGGGACCUGAAUGGGAGGAGUUUGCGGACUUUUGCUACAAACGUUUUGAUGAGAGAAAGACGUGGUACGGCGCUCGACAAAACUGCUCCUGUCUGAAGGCCAAGCUGGUGUCAAUCCGCUCCAAGGUUGAGCGGGAUUGGCUGCAAGACCUCCUGACAUCAGCCCCCGGCGACACGUGGAUCGGACUGAACGCCCCGGUGUUUCCCGGCGAAUUCGUGUGGUCGGACCACCAGAAGGUGACCUUAACCAACUGGGCUCCGGAAGAACUUGCCGACAGGUUGGAGAAUUGCGUGGCCGCCUUGAGCCAGUCUGGCAAAUGGAUGAUGAUGUCGUGCGCGCAACUCAACGGCUACAUGUGUAAGAUGCCCACGGAGCGUUAUGCGCUGGAUAAAGGCGCCAAUGCAAGUGGCGAGUAAUCAUACGAAUGCAAUUGACCUUGCAUGAUCGUUCUGUUUGAUUUACCAUGCAUUUUGAUUGAUGCAUUAUUAUGACUGAUUUACCAUGCAUUAGUCUUUUUGUUAGAUUUACCAAGCGUUAUGAUUCUGUUUACUUCUUCUUCUUGACUUAACAUGUGAUAUGAUGAUUUACCAUGCAUUAUUAUUCCUUUGUCCAAUUUACCAUGUUAUUAUUCUCUUAGAUUUACCGUGCAUUUUCAUCAUUGAUUUCUUCUAUUUCAUUUUACUUAUUGUUAGAUUUACCAUGCAUCAUGAUUAUGCCAUCUGAUGAUUUACCAUGCAUUAUUAUUCCUUUGUCCAAUUUACCAUGUUGUUAUUCUCUUAGAUUUACCGUGCAUUUUCAUCAUUGAUUUAUUUCAU